This is a messenger RNA of Cucurbitaria berberidis CBS 394.84, 756 nucleotides long. Its product is annotated as lytic polysaccharide monooxygenase. NCBI's taxonomy places the organism in Eukaryota, Fungi, Ascomycota, Dothideomycetes, Pleosporales, Cucurbitariaceae. The record is from RefSeq and is a predicted model, not a curated record. The coding region runs from base 1 to 756 and encodes 251 amino acids. The transcript is spliced from 3 exons.
AUGCGACUUUAUCUUUCCUUCAUCGCCAUUGUGACAAGCUGUGUCUCCGCCCACACCAUCUUCCAGAAAGUCUCCGUCAACGGCGUCGAUCAAGGGCAACUCAAGGGUGUGCGGGCUCCAGACUCCGAUUAUCCCAUCACUAGUGUCACGGAUAGUUCCUUUGCUUGUAACAAAGGAAUCUCCCACAAGGACAACAAUGUGAUCUCUGUCCCUGCCGGAGCCAAAGUCGGCGCAUGGUGGGGCCAUGUCAUAGGCGGCGCACAGGGAGCGAAUGAUCCUGAUCAUCCUAUCGCGAAGAGCCAUAAAGGUCCUAUCCAGUAUUAUCUUGCCAAGGUCGACAAUGCGGCCACGGCUAGUACAACUGGGCUUCAGUGGUUCAAAGUCGCUCAAGAUGGCUUGAGCAAUGGCAAAUGGGCAGUCGAUACCAUGAUCUCAAAUGGAGGAUGGCACUACUUCACCAUGCCAACUUGUGUUGCACCAGGUGAAUAUCUGCUUCGCGCUGAGCUUAUCGCUUUACAUGGUGCUCAAAAUCAAGGCGGUGCCCAGUUCUACAUGGAAUGCGCGCAGAUUCGCGUCACAGGCUCCGGAACCAACAAAGGCAGUAAUUUUGUCAGUUUCCCCGGUGCUUACAAGGCGAACGACCCCGGCGUACAAGUCAGCAUUUAUGACAAUGCAGGGCAGCCCUAUAUGGGCGGCAAGAGCUAUUCUAUCCCCGGACCGACACCCAUUACUUGCGCUGCCGGUUCCAUGCGUUAG